UGGCUUAUAUGUCUGUUAGGCCAACCUCCUUCCAUAUCUUCUCCCCAUGUCUGCCCACACUAAUUCGCUAGCUUGAACACCUCGACGAACGGCCGGAAGCAGGUGAGGAAGAGAGAAGAAAGCAAAGCAAUAUAAUGGCUUCCUCUUCGCUCGACACCGAGUCAGCCCAAGCACACAAGGCCGGCGACGGCGGAUACACCACCGCAGCCACUGCUCACGCAGUAGACACAGAUUCAUGGCAGCAGGUUGGGUUGCUGCUGGUGACGGGGUUCAACUGCGCCUACGUGCUCAGCUUCUCCAACCUGAUGAUGGUGCCCCUGGGGUGGUGGUGGGGCGCCGCCUGCCUGCUCCUCGUCGCCGGCGCCGCCUGGUACGCCAACUGGCUCCUCGCCGGACUCCAUCUCGUCGACGGCCACAGGUUCAUCCGCUACAGGGACCUCAUGGGCUACGUCUUCGGGACAAACAUGACAGGAAAAUGCAGGCUGACUCAUCUUGUUGUUGUGAAGGGACAAACAUGUACUACAUCACCUGGUUCCUGCAGUUUACCACCCUGCUCCUGGGAAGCAUGGGCUUCAUUUUACUAGGUGGAAGAGCUCUCAAGGCAAUCAGCGCCGAGUUCACCGGCGACUCCACUCCGAGGCUGCAGUGGUUCAUCGCGGCGACGGGCGCCGUGUACUUCGCCUUCGCCUACUUCGUGCCGACGAUAUCCGCCAUGAGGAACUGGCUAGCCACCUCCGCCGCACUCACCGUGACCUUCGACGUCGCCCUCCUGGCCGUCCUCGUCAAAGACGGCAGAUCGAGUAAGCAGACGGAUUACACGAUCCACGGGACCCAACAGGAGAAGGUGUUCAACGCGCUGGGCGCCGUCGCCGCUAUCCUCGUCUGCAACACCUCCGGCCUGCUCCCCGAGAUACAGUCGACCCUGCGGAAGCCGUCGGUGUCCAACAUGAGGCGCGCGCUGGCGCUGCAGUACACGGUGGGCGCCGCGGCAUACUACGGGAUCAGCGUCGCCGGCUACUGGGCCUACGGCGCCGCCGCGUCAGAGUACCUCCCGAACCAGCUCGGCGGGCCGCGCUGGGCGUCGGUGCUCAUCAAUGCCACCGCCUUCCUCCAGAGCAUCGUCUCGCAGCACCUGUUCACGGUGCCGAUCCACGAGGCGAUGGACACGCGGCUGCAGAGGCUGGAUGAGGGGAUGUUCUCGCGGCACAACAUGGCGCGCCGCCUCGUCGCCAGGGCGGUCCUCUUCGGCGUCAACGUCUUCGUCACCGCGCUCUUCCCAUUCAUGGGCGACUUCGUCAACCUCUUCGGCUCCUUCGCGCUCUUCCCGCUCACCUUCAUCUUCCCCAGCAUGAUCGUCCUCAAGAUCAAAGGGGAAUGCGACGGGAGAUGGCACAUGCUCUGGCACUGGGGCAUCAUCGUCGUCUCUUCGGUUCUCGGCGUUGCCACCACCGCCGCGGCUGUACGCCUGAUCGUGCACAACGUCAGCGUGUACCGUUUCUUUGCCGACAUAUAGAAAGACACACCGGACGUCCAACACCGGUGCGCUUAUGGGCGCUCAAGCGCAGGAUACUGGAUAAACAUAUGCACGAAGAUUCAGCGCGUCCAGACGUGUCACGACUAUACUAGUACUGUAGCAGAAUAUCUCAUUCAGGCCAACUCGUGGGCUCGGUGGCAUUGGACAAAAUUAAGCAGUAAUCGCCUCACUGGAAUGGGGAAAUAUUAAUUUCAGUUACUUCCUCCGUUUUUAUAUGUAAGAACACAUUGUAUUCCGAGGCAAAACUUUAACCAACAAUUUGACCAAUAGAAUAUAA
Lolium perenne is the source of this 1811-nucleotide messenger RNA. RefSeq names its product probable proline transporter 2. NCBI's taxonomy places the organism in Eukaryota, Viridiplantae, Streptophyta, Magnoliopsida, Poales, Poaceae. The record is from RefSeq and is a predicted model, not a curated record.